AUGUCUAAGGUUCUCACAAGAUCCAAUGUUCGCAACUUAAAGGCAAAUAGAUCAACGAAAACACCAUCAACUUCUCAAUUGACAAAAGGAGCAUCAUCUUCUGCUAAUACGAGUUAUAUAAGUAUAAAAUGUGACUAUCAUUCUGAUGAUAAUCAGGAUAUGUCUAAUAAUAUUAUUGAUAACCUUAGAAAUAAACUCGCACAGCAUCAGGCUAUAAACGAAGACAUAAUGGAGAAAAACGCAAGUAUGUUGGAAGAAAUUAAAGAACUGAAACUAAAGCUAUCCAAUAAAAAUGAAAUAAUAAGUACUCUACAAAAAACUCUCGAUAAUUUAUCAGUGAACAAACAACUGUUUCAUACACAGACGCAAACCGAUAUAACUGAAGCUGGUAUAAAAUUCAUGGAGGAUAAAGUAGCAGAUGUAAAGAUGAGAAACGGAGAAUUGAAUCAAGAAAUCAGCAGACAAAUUGAACAAAUUGAGCAACUGAAUCAAAUAAUGGAACUUAAUCAAGGAAUAGAUGGAAAAACAUUAAAUAUUGAAAGUGCAUUGGAUGUUGAUAACGUAUCCAUAAAACAAAAAGGACAAAGGAGCGGAGAAAAACAUAUUGCAGAAGAAUACUCUACAGAAGUUUCAAAUAAUGAUGACGGAAUGCAUGACAAGUUUGUUGGAACGGGAGGCAAUUCUACUUGA
Molecule: messenger RNA, 690 nt
Organism: Acanthoscelides obtectus
Lineage: Eukaryota; Metazoa; Arthropoda; Insecta; Coleoptera; Chrysomelidae
Source: the annotation of a GenBank genome assembly